AUGACACACAUGGAGAAACAAAUGAGAGAGCUGGAGGUCAAAGAUUCCUACAUCUUCUCAGCUGGUGCUGAGGUCAAACAGACCCAGUGCAAAGAUGUCUCCAUGGUUACUGCAACUGAGUCAAAGACUCUGAACCCUCAGAAGGACCAGCCAGCAAAUCAAGGCGUGGCCAAGGUCCCCCAGGUUCUGCAGGUCAAAGUGAGUAAUACAAGUGAGAGUGUCCAAAAGAAAGAUGGGAAUGACAAAGUAACAGCGCCAAAGACAGAGGCAGAGCUCCUUAUGGACAAAUUUGAGAGGAUGGCAGAAGAGGAGAGAAUUUGGCCUUGUCAGAAGGAUAGGAGAGAUAAAGACCAGGCCAAAGAGAUAGAGGGAAAGAGAAAGGAUAAGGAGGUGCUGUCUAAAGAAGAGCAGCGCAGGCUGAGGAAUGAGAAGGCCUUACAGGAACACCUGGACAGGGUAAAGAAUCCGGAAUUGACAGGCAAACAGACCAGACAACCACAAUGUAAAGAUUACUCUAUUUUCACUGCAUCAGGGCUAAAGAGCAAGGACCCGCAUGAUCAACAGUCAGCAAAAUGCAAAGAAUUCUCUGUGUUUUCCACGAGCAGUCAAGGCGUGGCCAAGGUCCCCCAGGUUCUGCAGGUCAAAGUGAGUAAUAAAAGUGAGAGUGUCCAAAAGAAAGAUGGGAAUGACAAAGUAACAGCGCCAAAGACAGAGGCAGAGCUCCUUAUGGACAAAUUUGAGAGGAUGGCAGAAGAGGAGAGAAUUUGGCCUUGUCAGAAGGAUAGGAGAGAUAAAGACCAGGCCAAAGAGAUGGAGGGAAAGAGAAAGGAGAAGGAGGUGCUGUCUAAAGAAGAGCAGCGCAGGCUGAGGAAUGAGAAGGCCUUACAGGAACACCUGGACAGGGUAAAGAAUCCGGAAUUGACAGGCAAACAGACCAGACAACCACAAUGUAAAGAUUACUCUAUUUUCACUGCAUCAGGGCUAAAGAGAAAGGACCCGCAUGAUCAACAGUCAUCAAGGCGUGGCCAAGGUCCCCAGGUUCUGCAGGUCAAAGUGAGUAAUAAAAGUGAGAGUGUCCAAAAGAAAGAUGGGAAUGACAAAGUAACAGCGCCAAAGACAGAGGCAGAGCUCCUUAUGGACAAAUUUGAGAGGAUGGCAGAAGAGGAGAGAAUUUGGCCUUGUCAGAAGGAUAGGAGAGAUAAAGACCAGGCCAAAGAGAUGGAGGGAAAGAGAAAGGAUAAGGAGGUGCUGUCUAAAGAAGAGCAGCGCAGGCUGAGGAAUGAGAAGGCCUUACAGGAACACCUGGACAGGGUAAAGAAUCCGGAAUUGACAGGCAAACAGACCAGACAACCACAAUGUAAAGAUUACUCUAUUUUCACUGCAUCAGGGCUAAAGAGAAAGGACCCGCAUGAUCAACAGUCAGCAAAAUGCAAAGAAUUCUCUGUGUUUUCCACGAGCAGUCAAGGCGUGGCCAAGGUCCCCCAGGUUCUGCAGGUCAAAGUGAGUAAUAAAAGUGAGAGUGUCCAAAAGAAAGAUGGGAAUGACAAAGUAACAGCGCCAAAGACAGAGGCAGAGCUCCUUAUGGACAAAUUUGAGAGGAUGGCAGAAGAGGAGAGAAUUUGGCCUUGUCAGAAGGAUAGGAGAGAUAAAGACCAGGCCAAAGAGAUAGAGGGAAAGAGAAAGGAGGAGGUGCUGUCUAAAGAAGAGCAGCGCAGGCUGAGGAAUGAGAAGGCCUUACAGGAACACCUGGACAGGGUAAAGAAUCCGGAAUUGACAGGCAAACAGACCAGACAACCACAAUGUAAAGAUUACUCUAUUUUCACUGCAUCAGGGCUAAAGAGAAAGGACCCGCAUGAUCAACAGUCAGCAAAAUGCAAAGAAUUCUCUGUGUUUUCCACGAGCAGUCAAGGCGUGGCCAAGGUCCCCCAGGUUCUGCAGGUCAAAGUGAGUAAUAAAAGUGAGAGUGUCCAAAAGAAAGAUGGGAAUGACAAAGUAACAGCGCCAAAGACAGAGGCAGAGCUCCUUAUGGACAAAUUUGAGAGGAUGGCAGAAGAGGAGAGAAUUUGGCCUUGUCAGAAGGAUAGGAGAGAUAAAGACCAGGCCAAAGAGAUAGAGGGAAAGAGAAAGGAUAAGGAGGUGCUGUCUAAAGAAGAGCAGCGCAGGCUGAGGAAUGAGAAGGCCUUACAGGAACACCUGGACAGGGUAAAGAAUCCGGAAUUGACAGGCAAACAGACCAGACAACCACAAUGUAAAGAUUACUCUAUUUUCACUGCAUCAGGGCUAAAGAGCAAGGACCCGCAUGAUCAACAGUCAGCAAAAUGCAAAGAUGUCUCCAUGGUUACUGCAACUGAGUCAAAGACUCUGAACCCUCAGAAGGACCAGCCAGCAAAGUGCAAAGCUGGGAAAAAUCGCUUUGCUACAUUCUUGAAAACCCUUGUGUGCAGAAAAAAUAAGGCAUAA
Molecule: messenger RNA, 2460 nt
Organism: Coregonus clupeaformis (lake whitefish)
Lineage: Eukaryota; Metazoa; Chordata; Actinopteri; Salmoniformes; Salmonidae
Product: calponin homology domain-containing protein DDB_G0272472-like
Exons: 15
Coding region: 1-2460 (819 amino acids)
Source: RefSeq, a predicted model, not a curated record